UCAUUUCUCUGUACAGUUUUGCUCGUGCCUCAAUUCACUCUGCUUUCCUUCGUCAACCUUUCUCAAUUAAGUACUAUAUAUAAUCCCACCACCUCUUUUUCCACACUCCAAAACCAAACCCCCAAAAAAUUCAGUCUCUCUCUCUCUCUCUUCGUUGAUCUUCAAUGGCGGUUUUCAGCCGCCUUAUAUGCAGAAGAGCGGCAUCACUUCGAAGCUUCUGCACUAAAUCCACCGACUCCGAUCUGCACAGAGCUUCUUCAGCUCUCUCUUCAGCCCUACCCGUUGAUAAUUCCAACGGCAAGGGCAGAAAUGUCCAGUGGGUGUUCCUCGGCUGCCCCGGUGUCGGCAAGGGCACCUACGCCGCCCGCCUCUCAACUCUCCUCGGCGUUCCCCACAUCGCCACCGGCGAUCUCGUCCGCCAGGAGCUGUCGUCACGUGGUCCCCUCUCUCCUCAGCUUGCAGAGAUUGUUAACCAAGGGCAAUUAAUCUCGGAUGAGAUUAUCAUAGAUCUUCUUUCCAAACGUCUUGAAAAUGCUCUUGUUAAGGGGGAGACUGGAUUUAUUCUCGAUGGAUUUCCUCGGACUGUAAGACAGGCGGAAAUUUUGGAGGGAGUAACAGAUAUAGACUUGGUGAUAAAUCUGAAACUUAGAGAAGAAGCGUUAAUUGCAAAAUGCCUUGGAAGAAGAAUUUGCAGUGAAUGCCAAGGGAACUAUAAUGUUGCCUGCAUUGACAUAAAGGCCGAAGAUGGAAAUCCAAGAAUGUAUAUGCCUCCCCUUCUUCCUCCUCCACAAUGUGAAUCGAAAUUAAUCACACGUGCCGAUGACACUGAAUUAGUUGUUAAAGAACGUCUUCGAGUCUAUAAUGAAAUGAGUCGACCCGUUGAGGAUUUCUACAGAAGUCGUGGAAAGCUAAUGGAGUUCGAUCUUCCCGGAGGAAUUCCAGAAUCAUGGCAGAAGUUGCUUCGAGCUUUAAACCUCGAUGACCACGAAGACACAAGAACAGCUGCUGCUUGAUUUGCAAUAUCUUAUAGGUAAGUAAGUUAUUCUUUGCAUGUGAAUUCAUCGAAUACCUGUGGAAAAUUAUUAAAGUGCAUAAUAAUAGUUGCAGAAGUAGUCCCUUAAAAUGUACUAUAUUCUUUCAAGGAGGGUUAUACAAUGAUUUAUUGUAUGGUUUUAUUACAAGUCUAUUAUAGGUUUGUGCACAGUCUAGCUUAUGAUUAAUAUUUAAACAUGUAAUUUAUUUGUCAAAUGUUUUUAUAUUAGUGGAUCAUGGGAGAGGUGCCAAUCUGUGUUCUUGAACAAAUUAUUUUGUGUUAUGAUAUAUGAGGUUUUUGCAUUAAA
Molecule: messenger RNA, 1340 nt
Organism: Erythranthe guttata (spotted monkey flower)
Lineage: Eukaryota; Viridiplantae; Streptophyta; Magnoliopsida; Lamiales; Phrymaceae
Product: putative adenylate kinase 6, chloroplastic
Biological process (GO): nucleobase-containing compound metabolic process
Molecular function (GO): AMP kinase activity; ATP binding
Source: RefSeq, a predicted model, not a curated record